UCCUGACCCCUCGGAGCUGGUCGGCCUGUGCCCUGAAGCAUGGGGGUGGCUCGCUAAAGCCGGCUGAAACUAUUCUGUCCAGCCUUUUGGGCGGGUUUUGGCUAAAUGAAAUCCCUCCCCAACACACUUCUGAUCCAAACAAGCUUUGAUGCAAAUAAUUAGCAAUGUCCCAAUUAGCCGGAGGAUUUUUCAGCACUUUAAAAUACUGCCUACCCAGCUGGCGUUAGCCUGACCACCCCCCAACAAGGUGUUACUGUAAGUAUUAACCUGUGGAGCUUGUUGCAGCGAGGGGGGUCAAUUUAAUACCACUUUAUUUGAGAUGCUAUUUAGAACGAAAGCCAUGAGCUGGGAUAGGGACGUCCAUCCCUGAACCCUCACGUUUCAGGGCACACGCCGGUCUCCAGCUGCGGUCAGGAAGAAAUGACCGCCGACCGGGCAGGAGCGCCGCACGAGUUGUGCUCUGCAGGGCUGGGCACCGGGCAGGACCGUGCCAACAGAUCCGGGGAAGGGUUUCUGGGUGAGGUUUCCAGCCUGAUGUUGCACCCGAGAGGCUGGCUUUAGAUGGAACAGCCGAACAUUUGGGGCCCCUGACCCCAGCCCAGCCUGCACGAAAGGUAGUAAGACCCUACGUCGGCACGAAAGGUAGCAAGUCCUUACACUGGCGUGGAAACCUUCCCUCUGCUCCCAGUUCGGGGUGCUUUUAGGGUGGGAUCUGACUAGCAAACCCUCCGGCGAGGUGGGGCACGAGCUGGAUUCUCCGAGGAUCAUCCUGUGAUCCCUGCUGCCCCCGAAAGCCGAGGGGCAUUCCCAACCCUGAGCAAACUCCCACCCGCCUGCAGCCCCCUGGCCCGGCGCAGCCUCUCCCCACCUCCCUGCAAGCUCCAGGCUGCUUAGCCUUUAACUCCUAUAUUUAGUCCAGCCCCCCUGUGCUAUUUUGACUGCAUGGCAGCCGUGUAUAACUGGUCGGGGCCGCCACGCCUCCUUUUCUGCUUUCUCUCCGGCUUGCCUUCGCUCCCUUUCUUGUUCUCCCCUCUGCCCCCCCUUUCCUGCCAACUGCCCCCAAAAGCAGGAACAAAAGUCCCACUGCCCCUUCAUGCCCGCGCCCCCCGUCCCUCGGCCCCCCAAACCCAGAUGAAAGCAGAGCCAAAGUCUCCCUUCUGUGAGCGCCUUUCCUGCCUGUUGUUCACCGCCUCGCUUCUCUCCCCCGCUCGCGAAACUUUGGAGAGCUCGGAGCUGGGAUUAUGGGGCAAGCGGAGGAGCUGGCGCGGAUUGCCAAGAAGCUGGAUAAGAUGGUGUCCAGGAAGAACCUGGAGGGAGCGCUUGAUCUGCUGAAGGAGCUGAACAGCUACACGAUGACCAUCCAGUUGCUGCAGACCACACGGAUCGGGGUGGCUGUCAACUCCAUCCGCAAGCACUGCUCCGACGAGGAGGUGGCGGCCCUGGCAAAGCUGCUCAUCAAGAACUGGAAGCGGCUGCUGGACUCCUCGGGGACCCAGAAGAAAGAGAAGGACUUGGAAAGUCAGAAGGAUAAAAAGGAGAAAGAGAAAAGACUCGACUUUUCCAGCUGGCAGCCCGAAGGAGCCAACUCCCACGGGCUGGAGCCCUGCAAAAGCCCGACCGAGAAGCACAGGAAGAAGCACAAAGAAAGAGACUUGUCUGACCGCAAGGCUCUCGAUGCACUUCCGGGCUCAAAGAAACAUUCAUUGGAGCAGAAGCAGGACAGGAAAUCCAGCAAGCCAGGCUCUCACCCGGUGACCCCAAAGAGCCACUCUACGGACAGCAAGCACGACAGAGAGUCCGGCGACUCCAGGGGCUCCUCUGCUGCCUCUAAGAAGUCGCCCUCAGACAGCAAGAAGGAGAGGAGAGACUCUGCAGACUCGAAAUCUUCCACCAGCACAGCUGCCUCCUCCUCUUCCACCCCUCCAAAGAGGCUGUCGUUGGAAAGGAGGCCGUCUACAGGCUCCAGCCCGGUUGCUGCUCGGAAGAACUCCAGCGACGGCAAAGAGGAGAGACAGAACAGCAGCAAAUCCAAACCAGAGACACCCAAGACGCCCACGAGCCCCUCCAGCCCCACGUUCGCCCCUAGCACUUGCCUCCUGGCCUCCUGCUACCUCACAGGAGACUCCAUCCGGGACAAGUGCAUCGAGAUGCUCACAGCUGCCAUGAAGAUGGAUGAUGACUACAAGGAGUUUGGCGUCAACUGUGAGAAGAUGGCUUCGGAAAUCGAAGAUCAUAUCUUCCAGGAGCUGAAGAGCACGGACAUGAAGUACCGCAACCGCGUCCGGAGCAGGAUCAGUAACCUGAAGGACCCCAAGAACCCCAACCUGCGGAGGAACGUGUUGUGUGGAGCCAUCGCGCCCAGCCUCAUUGCUAGGAUGACCGCCGAGGAGAUGGCGAGCGAUGAGCUGAAGGAGCUGAGGAAUGCCAUGACCCAGGAAGCCAUCCGGGAGCACCAGAUGGCGAAGACGGGUGGCACCGUCACCGACCUCUUCCAGUGCGGCAAGUGCAGGAAGAAGAACUGCACCUACAACCAGGUCCAGACCCGCAGCGCUGACGAGCCCAUGACGACCUUUGUGCUGUGUAACGAGUGUGGGAACCGCUGGAAGUUCUGCUGACGGCACUCGCCUUUGCCUCUGAGUGAUGAGUAGAGAAGAUAGAGCCUGACCGUCAAGGCGAGCGGAGCGUCUUGGACUUGUUCCUUAGGGACUGCCCCCGCCGGCCUCAGGGCCAGAAGGCUUGGGGCAAGAGUGCCGCCCACUAAAAGACUGCUUUUUGGCUGUA
Molecule: messenger RNA, 2781 nt
Organism: Alligator sinensis (Chinese alligator)
Lineage: Eukaryota; Metazoa; Chordata; Crocodylia; Alligatoridae
Gene: TCEA3
Product: transcription elongation factor A3
Exons: 15
Coding region: 1242-2615 (457 amino acids)
Biological process (GO): DNA-templated transcription; transcription elongation by RNA polymerase II
Cellular component (GO): nucleus
Molecular function (GO): nucleic acid binding; zinc ion binding
Source: RefSeq, a predicted model, not a curated record